Malania oleifera is the source of this 1872-nucleotide messenger RNA. RefSeq lists its product as uncharacterized. The transcript is spliced from 7 exons. Bases 374 to 1654 code for a protein of 426 amino acids. The record is from RefSeq and is a predicted model, not a curated record. NCBI's taxonomy places the organism in Eukaryota, Viridiplantae, Streptophyta, Magnoliopsida, Santalales, Ximeniaceae.
AAUUUUCCUCACUCAAUAAUUUAAUUUUUAUUUUAUGGUUUCGGAAUGGGGAGGGAGGACCAAACGAGCCUUGUGUGGACGGACUGUCUCUGCCUAUAAGUUUUCUGUUCUACUCUCGCAAUUGCUCUCCCUCCCUAGUCUCUCCCUUCCUUUCUCCGCCCCUCUUUCUUUCCUCCUUCUGGAUUUUUAUCAAAGCUGAAAUUUUCGGGGUUUGUUUAUAAUCUGUGAUUUCUCGAGGUUUCCUCUUCGGGUAUCUAAAUUUCAGAAGCUAUGAAGAAUAGAACCAUAUUGCACUAGGAAGUGACAAAAUUAUAACGUUAUUUUAAUUACAAAAAUUUGUUGAAAUCUAGGUCCUGGUUCAGCAAGAUUAUUUAUGAUAAUGGAUUUCAAAGGAAUAAACUGGGUUGGGAAUUUAUACCAGAAGUUUGAAGCCAUGUGUUUGGAGGUGGAGGAAACUAUGUAUCAGGAUACAGUUAAAUAUGUGGAAAAUCAGGUAAACACGGUUGGUGCUAGUGUUAAAAAGUUCUAUUCGGAUGUAAUGCAAGAUUUGUCUCCAUGUUCAGUUGAUCCUGUGAAAGCCCAAAUGGCUGGUGCAAGUGUUAAAUUGUUUCAGCCAGAUGAACUGCAAGAUAUGCCUCCAUAUGCAAUAGAUUCUGUGAAAGUGGUGGCGUCUAACUUGCCUUUGGAACAGCAUGCUGAUAGUGCCUUCUAUAAAAAACCAAAAGGAGGUGUCGAGGAAGAGGCUACAAUGGCAGACGUCGAGCCAUCAACUGAAAACCCCAACAUGAUUGCCAAUGUUUUUAAAGGAACCAAAGGAAAUCCUAUUAGAAAGAAGAAAUCACCUCCAUUCGAGGUCUCACGGGUAACUACCACUCUGCCAACUGAUUUGAGCACUGCAUCAGCAGUCUAUGAACAGGCCUAUGAAAAUCAUGAAGGGGCAGUUGACCAGAUAGAUACUGCUUCAACCACAGCAUCAGUAGAACCUGAAGAGUAUGACCCUGAAAAAGGAAAAAAUUGUACUGAGAUUGUUGAUGUGACUGAGUGUGUUGCUGAUGCUUCAAUUGAUAGCCCAUCUACUGAUAAGAUUUUCUUGGUUGAAUCUGUUGGGAGCAGGGGAAUGGAGUUGAGAUUUUCCCCUAAUGGUUGCUCUUCGGAAGAAUCUAAUGCCUUUGCAGGUAAACCUGUAAAUGCUGGGCUUGAAUCCAUGACAGGGUCCUCUGUGAUUAGGCUUACACUAGAGGGUGAAUCUGCUCAAGAGGUCUCAAUGUCUUAUCCAGAAAAAUUGGAGAACCUGGGUGCUGAAUCUACUGAGAGUUAUGGAGUUAUUAUGCCUGGAGUCGACCCUGUUGAACUUCUUGAUAAGGUAAAACUCGAGGAAAGCUGUGUUAUGGUUUAUGCUGACAAAUCUUGUUUGGUUUCUCAAAGGGAAAGCAAACGCAGGUCAUACAAGAAAAAGAUUCGGGACACUUUUUCAACAAAGUCGAAGUCAGACAGGAAGCAGGAGUAUGAGCAGCUUGCAGUACAGUAUAGGGAAAUUGAUACGGCAUCUAAACAACAGAGUGCUGACAGUAUGAUGCCACAUCUUACCAUGGUUUCAGACAGGCACAAACUCGAGGCACAUGAUUUCUUUGAAUCUGAGUGGGAGCUUCUCUAGAAGUUAUGUUUACGAGCCUGUGUAAAUAAACAUUUAGCCUAACUGCCUACUUCCAUAGUCUCCCACAUGUUAAUGAUGCUAGUAAAUAAUUUAGGAAAUUGUGAGCCACCAUAUCUGUGGGGGUGUACAUGAUAUCCUUCUAUCCAUAAAUCCACUGAAUUUACAAAUAUGAUGCAAAUCCAUUUACUGUUAAUCCUACUGCAGUCCUUUUCAUGGAA